AUGGCCUCACCAGCGGCGGCGAGGUCGCCGGCACCAUCCGUCGCUACUCCACUCUCACGCCUCUCAACCUUCAAAAACCCCGUUUCCACCACCGCUUCCUCCGCACUCGAUUCCUUAGCCUCCGAUCCCAUCUUCUCCGCAUUUCUUUCCCCUUCCUUCUCCUCAACCACCUUCUCCGCUGCCGCACUCUCCUCCGGAUCCCCUGCCUCAACAGCCGAGAAACUCCACCAUGCCAUCGGCCUCCUUGAGAAUCAGCUCCGUUCCGAAGUCCUCUCCCGUCACGACGAACUCCUCUCUCAGCUCUCAUCCCUCCACCACGCUGAUCACGCUCUCUCAACACUACGAUCCGCUCUUUCUUCCCUUCAAUCCUCCCUCCGCCGCCUCCGAUCCGAACUCUCCGAUCCACACCGUUCCAUCGCUUCCAAAACCGUGCAGCUCUCCAACCUCCACCGGACCACGGAACUCCUCCAACACUCCGUCCGUGCACUCCGCCUCUCGAAGAAGCUUCGAGAUCUCAUGGCUGUUGAGUCUGACAAGCUCGAUCUCGCUAAGGCUGCACAAUUCUACUCGGAGAUCAUCAGCCUGUGCAACGAAUACGACCUAACUGGAAUCGACGUUGUUGAUGAAGAGCUUCGUUGGGUGAGGGAAAGUGGAGAUCUGUUGAGGAACGAAGCAAUGAAGGUUCUAGAAAGAGGAAUGGAAGGGCUGAAUCAAGCAGAAGUUGGUACUGGCUUGCAGGUUUUCUACAAUCUUGGUGAAUUGAAGGUUACCGUGGAGCAAGUGAUCAACAAGUAUAAGGGAAUGGGUACGAAGAGUGUGAGUGUGGCAUUGGAUAUGAAGGCAAUUACUGGAUCGAGUGCAAGCGGGUUUGGACCCGGUGGAAUUAGGGGUACUGGAACCCCUCAGAUUGGAGGAGGAGCUAAGGCUAAAGAAGCUCUGUGGCAGAGAUUGGGGAAUUGUAUGGAUCAAUUGCAUUCCCUUACUGUGGCAGUGUGGCAUUUGCAGAGGGUGCUUUCAAAAAAGCGCGAUCCUUUUACCCAUGUUUUGUUGCUUGAUGAAGUCAUUCAGGAAGGUGAUCCUAUGUUAACGGAUCGAGUCUGGGAGGCCAUUGCAAAAGCUUUUGCAAGCCAAAUGAAAUCUGCUUUCACUGCUUCAAGUUUUGUUAAAGAGAUUUUUACGAUGGGAUAUCCAAAGCUAUACUCGAUGAUAGAAAAUCUCCUCGAAAGAAUUUCACGCGACACAGAUGUCAAAGGAGUGUUACCAGCCAUUAAUUCAGCUGGAAAAGAGCAGAUAGUUUCAGCUGUCGAAAUAUUCCAGUCUGCAUUUUUGGGUCACUGCUUAAGUCGACUUUCAGAUCUAGUGAAUAGUGUAUUUCCAAUGUCCAGUCGUGGAAGUGUUCCCUCCAGGGAACAAAUAUCAAGAAUAACAACGCGCAUUCAGGAAGAGAUAGAAGCUGUUCAGAUGGAUGCACGCCUAACUCUUCUUGUUUUGCGUGAAAUUGGCAAGAUUUUGCUUCUUUUUGCUGAGCGAGCUGAAUACCAGAUAUCCACUGGUCCAGAAUCACGUCAAGUAAAUGGCCCUGCCACACCUGCACAGCUCAAGAACUUUACAUUGUGUCAACAUCUGCAAGAUGUUCAUUCACGGAUAUCAACCAUGCUUAAAGGAAUGCCCAGUAUUGCUGCAGAUGUGCUGUCUGCUUCACUGGGUGCAGUAUAUGGCGUUGCAUGUGACUCAGUGACGCCUUUAUUCCAGUCAAUGCUCGAUCGUCUUGAGUCUUGUAUAUUGCAAAUACAUGAUCAUAAUUUUGGAAUGCUUGGAAUGGAUGCUGCUAUGGACAAUAAUGCAUCACCCUACAUGGAGGAGCUCCAGAAAUGUAUUCUUCACUUCCGCAGUGAGUUUCUAUCUAAGUUGUUGCCUUCCAGAAAAACUGCAACACCGGGAAUUGAAAACAUAUGCACCAGGCUUGUCCAGAGUAUGGCUUCCCGCGUUCUGGUAUUCUUCAUUCGGCAUGCCUCUCUUGUCAGACCACUUUCAGAAUCAGGGAAAUUGAGAAUGGCUAGGGAUAUGGCUGAAUUAGAGUUAGCUGUGGGUCAAAAUUUGUUCCCUGUUGAGCAACUUGGUUCCCCAUAUAGAGCACUUAGAGCAUUUCGUCCACUUGUAUUCUUGGAAACUUCCCAGCUUGCAUCAUCUCCCCUUCUUCAAGAUCUGCCACCAAAUGUUAUACUUCAUCAUCUGUAUACCCGAGGUCCUGAAGAAUUGCAGUCACCUCUACAAAGAAACAAGCUGACUCCAUUGCAGUAUUCAUUGUGGCUUGAUUCACAAGGGGAGGAUCAAAUAUGGAAGGGCAUCAAAGCAACACUUGAUGAUUAUGCUACAAAUGUGAGGAGUAGAAGAGAUAAGGAGUUUAGCCCUGUUUAUCCUCUUAUGAUUCAAUUGGGUUCAUCGUUGACUGAAAAGACUAAGGCUUCCUCAAACUCUUGA
Messenger RNA from Lathyrus sativus (Indian pea), 2481 nucleotides. The record is from the annotation of a GenBank genome assembly. Lineage: Eukaryota; Viridiplantae; Streptophyta; Magnoliopsida; Fabales; Fabaceae.